ACUAUUUGCACACAUUGGGCAAGCGACACAAACAUAGUAGGCUACGCAUGUAUGCCCGAAAUAGAAACUGUAAACAUUUCUGUCAAAAUUCAGCUUGCAGAGCGGUCAAGUCGCCAUAUAGGCAUUGUUAUGUGCCUUUCAGCCAACUAGCACAAUAAAACGCUGCUUGCGUCUCUUUAUAUCAAACUUGAGAUUUUUUGUUUGUGAGACGAUUCAGAACGCUUUAUUUUGCACAUAUUUAUGCGCGGCGUAUCGAGUUUCGUGAUGGGCGUAUUUUUCAUGUAUAUAAAGCUACGUUUAAUGGCAGCACAUUUUUCGAUGCGUCCUUCCCUCGGUAAAUAAAUAAAAAAGCGAAAGAAUGGAGGACGGUUCAAAACGCAUUGUCGACAUGACUGAAGGCGGAGCUCACACGAUUUGAUCGACGCUUUUGGCCAAGAUGCUUCGUCUUUCUUUUUCUGUGUACGCCAGUAACCACCUAUCAGCUGCUGUUCUGCAGCCCCCUCGAGCAUGAGGUCACAAUGAAGCGCCGCUUGGAGGAACAGGAAGCGGUUUUCGCGUCCCAGCAGCGCCGGCUCCCGGCCAGCAACGAGGGCUUCCAGCACCGGGUCCUGGCCCCCGCGCCAGCCGUGUACGAGGCAGUCCCCGACAGCAUGCAGCCCACCACUGGCAUCCAGUACUCCCUCCCGCAGAGCUACCCGGUUCCCGCUGUGGCACAGAGCUCUGGAGGACAUGGCCACGCCCCCGCCCCGGCCGUGCACGGCAGCGCCCACCACCACAGCCCCGCCGUUCAGCCACACGGGGCCCAGGUGGUGCAGAGCCACGCCCACCCGCCGGCACCCCCGGCGCCCUCCGCCCCCGCGCAGGGACAGCAGCAGUUCCAGAGGCUCAAGGUGGAGGAUGCCCUUUCCUACCUGGACCAGGUGAAGCUGCAGUUUGGAAGUCAGCCACAGGUCUACAAUGACUUCUUGGACAUCAUGAAGGAGUUUAAGUCCCAGAGCAUUGACACCCCUGGAGUGAUCAGCAGGGUGUCCCAGCUCUUCAAGGGACACCCCGAUCUCAUCAUGGGCUUCAACACCUUCCUGCCACCCGGCUACAAGAUCGAGGUGCAGACCAACGACCUGGUCAACGUCACCACGCCAGGACAGAUCCACCACAUCACUCCCCACGGCAUCUCUGUGCAGAACAUAGCCCCGCCCCCACCUCCCCAGGCGCAGUCCCAGCUGCCCGCCCCCACCACCACUGCAGCCCCGCCCCCGCCUGUUCAGCCUACACCGGCCAAGAUCAGCAAGCCCCUGCAGUCUCCUGCCCUGACCCCCACCAGCCAGCCCAACCCUUCCAUCCCGCCCUAUGCCUCACCCCGCUCGCCCCCAGUGCAGCCCCACACGCCUGUCAGCAGUGCCCCACCCCUGCAGAACAACCAGCCCGUGGAGUUCAACCACGCCAUCAACUACGUCAACAAGAUCAAGAACCGCUUCCAGGGCCAGCCCGACAUCUACAAGGCCUUCCUGGAGAUUCUGCACACCUACCAGAAGGAGCAGCGGAACGCCAAGGAGGCGGGGGGGAACUACACCCCCGCCCUGACGGAGCAGGAGGUGUACGCUCAGGUGGCCCGGCUCUUCAAGAACCAGGAGGAUCUUCUCUCGGAAUUUGGCCAGUUCCUGCCGGACGCCAACAGCUCCGCGUGUGGUCCCUUUUCCCAGCUGCUCAGCAAGACCACAGCGGAGAAGGCUGAGUCUGUGCGCAACGACCACGGCGGUACGGUCAAAAAACCGCAGCUCAACAACAAGCAAAGGCCCAAUCAGAAUGGCUGCCAGAGCCGACGCCACUCUGGGAGUGGAGCCACGCCCCCAGUCAAGAAGAAACCUAAACUGCAGGGCUUGAAGGACUCGUCCCUGGCAGAAGUCAGUAAGCAUGGUGUGGGCACAGAGUCUCUGUUCUUUGAGAAGGUUCGAAAGGCCCUGCGGAGCGCCGAGGCCUAUGAUAACUUCCUGCGCUGUUUGGUCAUCUUCAACCAGGAAGUGAUCUCCCGCGCUGAGCUGGUGCAGCUGGUGCUGCCGUUUCUGGGAAAAUUCCCAGAGCUGUUCACCUGGUUCAAGAACUUCCUGGGGUACCGGGAGUCGUCCCACAUUGAGAGCUUCCCCAAGGAGCGUGCCACCGAGGGCAUCGCCAUGGAGAUCGACUAUGCCUCCUGCAAGAGGCUUGGCUCCAGCUACCGGGCCCUGCCCAAGAGCUACCAGCAGCCCAAGUGCACCGGGAGGACCCCGCUCUGCAAGGAGGUCCUGAAUGACACGUGGGUGUCCUUCCCCUCCUGGUCGGAGGACUCCACCUUUGUCAGCUCCAAGAAGACUCAGUACGAAGAGCACAUCUACAGGUGUGAGGACGAAAGAUUUGAGCUGGACGUGGUGCUGGAGACGAACCUGGCCACCAUCCGUGUGCUGGAGACCGUGCAGAAGAAGCUCUCCCGCAUGUCCGCCGAGGAGCAGGCCAAAUUCCGGCUGGACAACACCAUGGGUGGGUCGUCCGAGGUCAUCCACCGCAAGGCCAUUCAGAGGAUAUACGGUGACAAGGCCCCUGACAUCAUUGAUGGGCUGAGGAAGAACCCUGCCGUCUCUGUCCCUAUUGUCCUCAAGAGGUUAAAGACCAAGGAAGAGGAAUGGCGAGAAGCCCAGAGAGGCUUUAACAGGAUUUGGAGGGAGCAGAAUGAGAAAUAUUACCUGAAGUCCCUGGACCACCAGGGCAUCAAUUUCAAACAGAACGACACCAAGGUGCUGCGUUCCAAGACCCUACUCAAUGAGAUCGAGAGCAUCUAUGACGAGCGGCAGGAGCAGGCAUCGGAAGAGAACUCUGCCCCGCCCACCGGCCCCCACAUGACCCUGACCUAUGAGGACAGCCAGAUCCUGGAGGAUGCCGCCGCCCUCAUCAUCCACCACGUCAAGCGGCAGGCCGGAAUUCAGAAGGAGGACAAGUACAAGAUCAAGCAGGUGGUCUACCACUUCAUCCCCGACCUGCUGUUCGCCCAGCGGGGGGCGCUGUCCGACCUGGAGGAGGAGGAAGAGGAGGAGAUGGAGCUCGACGAGGGCGGGGCCAAGAAGCACAAUGGGGUGGUGGCCGGCGGCGGAGGGGGCGGAGCCAGUCCCGCCAAGUCCAAGCUGCUCUUCGGCAGCACGGCAGCUCAGAAGCUGCGCGGCGCGGACGAGGCCUACAACCUCUUCUACGUCAACAACAACUGGUACAUCUUCCUGCGGCUGCACCAGAUCCUGUGCUCGCGGCUGCUGCGCAUCUACGGCCAGGCCGAGCGGCAGAUCGAGGAGGACUGCAGGGAGCGCGACUGGGAGAGCGAGGUGCUGGGCUUCAAGCGUGACAAGAACGACAACCCCGCCAUCCAGCUGCGCCUGAAGGAGCCCAUGGACAUCGAGGUAGAGGACUACUACUCCGCCUUCCUGGAGAUGGUCCGGAACCUUCUGGACGGCAACAUGGAUGCCUCCCAGUACGAGGACUCUCUGCGAGAGAUGUUCACCAUCCACGCCUACAUCGCCUUCACCAUGGACAAGCUCAUCCAGAGCAUCGUCCGGCAGCUGCAGCACAUUGUAAGCGAUGCGAUCUGCGUCCAGGUGACUGACCUGUACCUGGCUGAGAGUCCCAAUGCUGCCACAGGGGGCGCUCUCUCCUCCCAGCCCUCCCGGGCCACUGCCGAGGGCACCUACCAGCGCAAGGCCGAGCAGCUCAUGUCCGACGAGAACUGCUUUAAGCUGAUGUUCAUGAAGAGUCGGGGGCAGGUGCAGCUGACUGUCGAGUUGUUGGACACGGAAGAGGAGAACUCGGACGAGCCCGUCGAGGCUGAGCGCUGGUCCGAUUACAUUGGCCGGUAUGUCAACCUGGACUCCACCUCCCCGGAGCUGCGUGAGCACCUGGCCCAGAAGCCGGUGUUUCUCCCCAGGAACCUCCGUCGGAUACGCAAGUACCAACGAGGGCGAGAACAGCAGGAGAAGGAGGCCAAGGAAGGAGGGAAGAAGUCCGCAGAGAACUCCGAAAACCUGAAGCUGGAGAAGAAGUCUGCAGACAGCUCCGAGAACCUGAAGCUGGAGAAGAAGUCUUCAGACAGCUCUGAGAACCUGAAGUUGGAGAAGAAGUCCUCGGAGAAUGCAGAUAACCUGAAGUUAGAGUGCAUGUUCAAGCUCAACUCCUACAAGAUGGUGUACGUCUUCAAGUCUGAGGACUACAUGUACCGCCGCACUGCUCUGCUGAGGGCCCACCAGUCUCACGAGCGGGUCAGUACUCGGCUGCACCUGCGCUUCCAGGCCUGGGUGGACUCGUGGGUGAGGGAGCACGUCACCCGGGAGAUGGCCGCCGAAAACUCCAAAUGGCUGAUGGGAGAGGGGCGGGAGGGGCUGCUGCCGUGCACCACCACCUGCAACCCCGAACUCCUCCACUUCAGGAGCAUCAACAAAUACCGCGUCAAGUACGGCCCCACCCUCAAAGCACCGUAACUCGCCAGCCAACCCGGAAAGGGAGUUCUGGGGGCAGGGGGAGAUUAGGGCCUGGGGAACGGGGGAGACAAUGUUGG
This is a messenger RNA of Anguilla anguilla (European eel), 4564 nucleotides long. RefSeq names its product SIN3 transcription regulator family member Aa (gene sin3aa). The record is from RefSeq and is a predicted model, not a curated record. Gene Ontology annotation, molecular function: transcription corepressor activity. Lineage: Eukaryota; Metazoa; Chordata; Actinopteri; Anguilliformes; Anguillidae. The transcript is spliced from 21 exons. The coding region runs from base 519 to 4487 and encodes 1322 amino acids. Gene Ontology annotation, biological process: negative regulation of transcription by RNA polymerase II. Gene Ontology annotation, cellular component: chromatin.